AUGGCGCCUUCGAAGAACGAUGUUGAUUUCUCAGAUAGAAUUCAAGGCGAAGACUUGGAGUUCAAUAGAAACACAAUGGAGGAUUUCCACGUAAGGCAUAAAUUUAAAUCCAUUGGUGCAGCAAACAACGCAAUAAUACAGAAUCUGUUCGUGCACAAGGUAUUGUCGAACUGUUCGGCGACUCAGCUAGUGACCCUCUCCGGAGCUGCUUCCGGGUUCCUUGCUGGGGUGGUCGUAUGUCCGCUUGAUGUGGUCAAGACCAGGCUCCAAGCUAAGGGUAAAAAGUCAACCAGAGGGUUUGUAGGGGAGUUUACGCACAUAGUACAUAAAGAAGGCUUAAGAGGACUCUAUAGAGGGUUGGUCCCAAUUACCAUAGGGUAUUUGCCUACAUGGACAAUAUAUUUCACCAUAUACGAACGAGCUAAGAAGUUUUACCCGGGGUUUAUGGAGGAGAAAUUUGGCUUGGAGAUGGAUUCAGUAAACCAUUUCUGUGCUGCGUUGACGGCGGGAAUGGUAUCGUCGAUAGCUGUGAACCCUAUCUGGGUGGUUAAGACAAGACUAAUGAUUCAGACCAGUAACAAAAAGGGAACGGAAACCUCACACUACAAGGGAACUAUCGAUGCAUUCAAGACUAUGUACAAAGAAGAAGGUAUCAGAGUGUUUUACAGCGGACUUAUCCCCUCGUUAUUUGGAUUGUUGCAUGUGGGGAUCCAUUUCCCGGUUUAUGAGAAGCUAAAGGAAGUUACCGGGUGCACAAGACCAGCAUUACCACUUUCUGCCACAUCUCAUGAAAGUGACGAAAUUGAUUUCAACCACGGACCAAACCACUUGUUGCUAAGAUUAAUCUUUGCAUCGUCACUAGCUAAGAUGAUUGCCAGUACUAUCACCUACCCGCAUGAGAUUUUGAGAACAAGGAUGCAGCUCAGAUCAUCAAAGGAGCCAUACGGGACCGUACAUGAGGGACAAGAUAAGGGAAAAUUAUUGAAGACGUUAUUCAAGAUAUACCAAAAGGAAGGAUUGAAGGGGUUUUACGCCGGUUAUGUGGUCAACUUAGCCCGUACCGUACCAGCUAGUGCCGUAACAUUGGUGAGCUUUGAGUAUUUCAAGACAUAUUUACUAGAAGUCAGUGGUAACAAAUUGGCAUGA
Messenger RNA from Dujonia railenensis, 1146 nucleotides. Lineage: Eukaryota; Fungi; Ascomycota; Pichiomycetes; Serinales; Debaryomycetaceae. The record is from the annotation of a GenBank genome assembly.